Galendromus occidentalis (western predatory mite) is the source of this 1667-nucleotide messenger RNA. It is a transcript of the gene Tob, whose product is annotated as Transducer of ERBB2. The record is from RefSeq and is a predicted model, not a curated record. Bases 37 to 1170 code for a protein of 377 amino acids. Gene Ontology annotation, molecular function: transcription corepressor activity. Gene Ontology annotation, cellular component: cytoplasm; nucleus. Gene Ontology annotation, biological process: regulation of gene expression. The transcript is spliced from 6 exons. NCBI's taxonomy places the organism in Eukaryota, Metazoa, Arthropoda, Arachnida, Mesostigmata, Phytoseiidae.
AGUCCGACGAAGCGAGUUGGUGGUUACUGAGGGCAGAUGGAGCUUCAAGUGGCGCUUAAUUUCCUGAUCUCCUUCCUCUAUAACAAACUCCCCAGACGUCGAGUGAACCAUUUCGGAGAAGAACUCGAAAAAGCUCUGCAAGUAAAAUUCCAGGGCCACUGGUAUCCUGACCAACCAUUCAAAGGCUCGGCUUACCGCUGCGUGAAAACGACACCACCUCUCGAUCCUGUUUUCGCCAUAGCAGCUCGCGAGUCGGGAGUAGAUAUCCGUGAUAUCGAGGAAAACCUCCCACAAGAGCUCUCCAUAUGGAUCGACCCCGGAGAGGUAUCUUAUCAGAUGAGCGAAAAAGGUCCAGUGAAGGUCCUCUAUAGCGAGUCCAACUGCAUAGAGGAACGCUCCGAUCGCGAAGUAAUUAAAACGUUCAAUCCUGAGGCGCAAUGCUUCAAACCGGUCGAUGCUCUAACCCAGCAGCUCAACGGUCUGCAAGUGGAAGAUUGCCUCAACUGCUCACCGACGCCGAAUCCGAACUGUGAGCGUUGCGAUCCAUCGUUCAGUUCUGGCUCGUCUCCCUCGUCGUCCUACAAGAGCGUUUCUCCUACGCCACCAAAUUUCCUGAACAAAUCGGCGCAACCUCUGACCUUCACGACGGCGAGCUUCGCGCAGACCAAGUUUGGAUCAACGAAGCUCAAAAGCAAUGCUAAGCGAAACAAUGGCACACGGAUGUCAUCGACCGAGUUCUCUAAUUACAUCAAACAACGCGCAAUUGCGCAACAGGCCGCCCAACAGCAAUUGUCCGUCAUGAGUCUCCGUGGCAAUAUCUCACCCAUGUUCGAGCGACCCAGAUCUCUCAGCCCUCACCCUUCCUCAUUCGCAGCCGAGCAGCCUAUGAUGUACACAGGGAACGUGGGGUCACUUUACCCGUCUAACUACCCGGCGGAUUUCGCGCGCUCCCCGACCCGGACAAGAUCGUACACCAUGCAAACCCGUGGAUCACCAAACCAUCUCUCAGUCUCGGUGCCACAUCCACUCGGCUCCUCACUGUUGUCGACGUCUGCGGGUAACGUAUCGUCGACGUCCCCGAGUCCACCGUCGUCGAACGGAGAUUACACCGAGUUCUCAAUCCCGUACUCAUCAACGGGAUCGCAUCAACUUCUCGUGGCCUCCAACUAGAUGGGGUCGGACCGGCAAUUCUCGUGGAGCCGAGGAAGAUCCGUAGCUGGAAAAUCGCUCCGUUCCCAGCUCGGAACACCACGGCUUCGUUCCUCAUCGGAUAUCCCUGCCAUUCAAAGGAAAUGGUUUUAUACUUUUAUAUAACGUCGACGAUGAGUUCGUAAGUUACGGCUCGGGCUCGUGAAACGGAAGAACUACGCUAUGAGUCGCACCAUUCGGAGCACAGUGAAGAUUUGAUUGAUUUAGUCGAGGUACGACUUUAAUUGCGGUUUUCGAAAUUCAGAACUCUUGCGGGGAACUCGCCUCGACGCAGCGUAUGUGAAUUUAAUGUACCACACUUUGCACUGAGUUUAUCACGGAAGGCCCAUCAAAGAGUGAUUCGGGCGGACAGAUUGAAUUUUCCAACCAUUUCUUUUUAAUCUCCAUCAACGCUGCCCUCGAAACUAGUGGACUGUGGCUGACCUCAGUCUCCCUGCUGGAGUGCGAAUCCAGCUACG